AUGACAAGUGAGACGGGGUCUUCGCCCAGGUCCGCACGUCCCCUCACCCUGAAGUCAUCCGGCUCUAUGACCAAAAAGGGAGAUCGCGGGGCCAAAGAGAAGCCGGCAACCGUCCUGCCGCCGGUGGGCGAGGAGGAGUCCAAAAACCCUGAGGAGUACCAGUGCACCGGCGUCCUGGAGACGGACUUCGCCGAGCUCUGCACCCGGUCAGGCUUCACGGAUUUCCCCAAAGUGGUCCCCCGGCCGCGCCCACACUCGACCUUCAUCACCUCGUCCUCCACUUCGGAGAAGCCCAACCAAGACGACCAGCGCCUGUCCGCGUCCUGCAGCCUCAACAGCCUGGAGAGCAAGUACGUGUUCUUCCGGCCCACCAUCCAGGUGGAGAUGGAGGCCGAGGACAAGGCGGUCAAGGAGAUCCACAUCCGCGGGUGGAAGGUGGAGGAGCGUAUCUUGUGGAUCUUCUCCAAGUGUCUGCCUCCCCUCACCCAACUGCAGGCCAUCAACCUGUGGAAGGUGGGGCUCACGGAGAAGACCCUGGACACCUUCGUCGCCCUGCUGCCCCUCUGCUCUGCACUCAAGAAGGUGUGUCUGGAGGGGAACCCGCUGAAGGAUCAGCCAUAUCACAAGCUCAUGGCACAGGACAGCACGAUCACCCACCUGUCACUGCGGAACAACAAUAUCGAUGACGUGGGUGCGCAGCUCCUGGGCCAGUCUCUGUCCACGCUGCAAAACUCCAAUCGCACCCUUGUCUCGCUCAACCUGGCCUUCAACCACAUUGGGGACAAGGGCGCUGGCUGCAUUGCAGACGGCCUCCGACUGAAUCGCUCCCUGAUUUGGCUGUCCUUGGCCCACAACCGCAUUGGGGACAAAGGUGCCCUGAAGCUCGCUGAGGUCCUGCGCCCCUUCGAGCUGACGCAUGUGGAGGUGGUAGAGCGCCGUCGUCUCUUGCUGGAAAAAGGCACACAGGAGCGGUCCCUAUCGCCUUCGUCCUCUCGACACGGAGACUCCAGAACGGAGCGGGAGAAGAGUCAGGGCAUCGGGGCCAGCAGUAUGGCGCUGGUGGACAAGACAGAGAAGAUGCAGUCGCUGAAGAGCACCAAGGGCCUGGGCAAGAGGAAGGAGAAGUCAGGGGAGGUGGUGAAAAAAGAGGAGAAGUCGGGAUCUAGCCUGGCGACGCAAGGAGCCCCUAAGAAAGAAGACUUCACGAAGGGGGGGAAAGGGAAGGUGACCAUCCCUGAGCAGAAGCCCACCAAGGGCAAAGGGCCCAAGACUGGCAAUAAGGAGAAGCGCAGCAUCCUGAUGGAGGCCGAGCUGGUUGGAGAAUCGACCGAGAUAGUCAACCCUCUCUUAGAACCAGUGGAGCAUCGAAGCGGGAAAGUGUUCUUGGCUGGAAACAAGGUCCUUCUGCACCUCAACCUCCUCCGAAACUGCAUCACGGAGGUGGGGCUGCAAGGUUUCUUCACCACCGUGCAGUACCAGGUCCAGUUCUCCAAGCACAAGCACUCUGCCAAGAGCCCCACGGGGCUGCUGUGGCUGUCCCUGGCAAAAAACCGUUUCUCCCCGCAAAACCCCAUGUAUAUCAUGAUCCAGGAGAUGAUGCUGCCCAGGGACCCCGUCAAUAAGGCCAAGCCUAGGGAGGAGGAGAGCUUGUCGUUCCUCUCCUAG
Molecule: messenger RNA, 1665 nt
Organism: Sorex fumeus (smoky shrew)
Lineage: Eukaryota; Metazoa; Chordata; Mammalia; Eulipotyphla; Soricidae
Gene: LRRC71
Product: leucine rich repeat containing 71
Exons: 15
Coding region: 1-1665 (554 amino acids)
Molecular function (GO): protein binding
Source: RefSeq, a predicted model, not a curated record